GCGCCUGCGCGGCCGUGGCUCCCGGGGCACUUUUGCUGAGGUGGCGGCUUCCUCCGGCUGCAGAUUACAAAACUCAUGAGUCGAAGGUGCCUUCACCGCUCCCACGCCAGCCGUCCCUCGGUGUUAUGCUUACAAUGCUGCCAGAUGCGCUGCGGUCACCACGCCCGUUGGUCCCAAACCAGCCGCUGUGGCGUCCCUACAGAAAGCGCCCGCCCCACCCCGCGGCCGGCGCACCUCACGCUCCAGCGGGUUGCGCCCCUGCAGGCUGCGCUACGGCCGAGUUCGCGCUCCCCGCGGCGGGUCCCCCUACACGGCAAAGCGCGGCGGCCGGCAGGAAGCGCGGGCCGCCCACAGGAAGCGGGCACGGCGGCGCUGCUGUGGUGUUCCCGGCCGGGCCGUCCCUGAGUCACUGGAGCGGCCGAGCUGCGGCGCCGGGCCCGGCCCUGCCGUGCGGGGCUCAGCGGGUAGGCACGGCUGCGGUCAGCGGGUGGUGGUGCUGCGGGCGGCUGCUAGGACAGGCUGCGGUGGCGCCCUCGGAGCGAGGGUUGACACACUGCACGGUGGCUUCCAAGUCUCGUUUGUACUGGUUUUGGUCUGAAGAUUAUAAGAUCACAAACAACUGUCCUAUAAAAACAACAGGGAGGAAACAGUCUCAUCUGGCAAUGAUGAGGUAUUCUUACCUCUGUAAACUUCCAGGAAGAAUUAUGAGAAUCCGCCUACUAUACUUCACUUCUGUGAUGAUCAUCAUCUUACUACUUGUGGCAGGAGCUUUAACAGCUUUGCUCCCCAGUAUCAAAGAUGAUAAAGCGCCUAAUUUUAAAAGGGAAUCAAAAACCCAGGGUCAGCCUGCACUGGAUUCAUUUACUCUUAUUAUGCAGACAUAUAAUAGAACUGACUUGCUACUAAAGCUAUUAAAUCAUUAUCAAGCCAUCCCCCAUUUACAUAAAGUAAUUGUUGUGUGGAAUAAUGUUGGAGAGAAAAUGCCAGAGGAAAUGUGGAAUUCCUUAGGUCCUCAUCCUGUCCCUGUUAUUUUUAAAGCUCAGUCUGUAAACCAUAUGAGGAACAGGCUCCAGAACUUCCCUGAACUGGAAACAGAAGCUGUUUUAAUGAUAGAUGAUGAUACACUCGUCAGUGCUCAUGACCUUGCUUUUGCCUUUUCUGUUUGGCAGCAAUUUCCAGAACGUAUAGUGGGAUUCAUUCCUAGGAAGCACGUAUCUACUCCCUCAGGUGUAUACAGUUAUGGCAGCUUUGAACUGCAGAACCCAGGAUUUGGAAAUGGAGAUCAAUAUUCUAUGGUUCUUAUUGGUGCAGCAUUUUUUCAUUGUAAGUAUUUAGAAGACUUUCAAAGACAACCAGAAGCUGUUCAUGCUUUAAUAGAUGAAACUCAGAAUUGUGAUGAUAUUGCCAUGAAUUUUCUGGUAGCAAAGCAUAUUGGAAAGCCUUCAGGAGUGUUUGUGAAGCCUGUUGAUUUAAGAAAUUUAGAAAAAGACACUAACAGUGGCUAUUCUGGGAUGUGGCACCGAGCAGAGCAUUUGUUACAGAGAUCUUAUUGUGUAAAUAAAUUAGUUAAUGUUUAUGAUGGCAUGCCUUUAAAAUAUUCUAAUAUAAUGAUUUCCCAAUUUGGGUUUCCUAAUUAUGCCAAUCACAAAAGUAGAGGGUAAGCCAAUGAAUUUAAGGGGUUAGAUGGCAAUACUGAGUGCAAGGAGAGAAAGAAGCGUAAUUACUGCAUCUUGGCCAUCCUUACUUGUAGCCUCUGAGUUUCUUUCAUAUGGCAUUUUAUGUCAUUGCCCCCUCCCAUUCUUUCUUACCAGUCACUAAGGUGAAAUUUCAGAAAACUUUAAAUGUUACAACUAAACAUUAAGAUAUAUAUAAAAUCUUCCUCUUCCCAUAAUCUGAAAAGUGUUUACAACUAGGCUACUUCUUCAGAAACAUGCAGCCCCCUAAAAAUGUACCCCUAUACUUCAGUGUUCAUAAUCAGAUUUUUAUUUUUAAUGUGUACCUAGCUAAAUGAGAUCUAAGCAUGUUUUUGUUGUGUGUUGAGAUGCUUCCUUCCCCUGCUUCCCCUUUCCUUCUCCUCCACACAUUUCCAAGUGUAACUGUAAAAGGGCUACAACAAACUGACUAGGCUCCUAGAUUUCUGUACAAAACUCCUUUACAUCUGUAUGUAAGCUCUGUAUUCCGAGGUUUGCCUUCACAGCAGUUUCAAGAACCAGAAGGAGAGUACCCCACCUUCAUCUUAGUUCUAGAGCCAUUGCCUACAAUAUCUACUACUGCUGAGGUAGUGGAAAAUAAUUUCUUUGAUACAACUUAUUAAUAAUUUGCCUAGAGUUGCCGAAACAUUGCAAACAGUUAAAAUGUGGAACUUAGCAGUUGGAAAUGAAAGAAACACAUGAAUACAUAAAAUAUGAAAAUUAUAUAUGCAGUCAAAUCAAUGAGAUUGCUUAUCAAUGCUGUCUUUAGUAUUUAAUUUUCUUUUGGUAUACUAUGUGUAUGUUGUUAGGAGAACAUGCCCAAGUCAGUCUUAUUUGCAAUUGCUAAUGAGAGCAAGCUGUUGUACAUUUUUUUCUAGUUUGUACAUUUUGUAAUAUUACAGGUUUACCUUUUUUUGAAACCAAUCUUUCACAUGAAUGAUUACUCUUUGAUUUCUUUUAUCUGUUUUUGGCAUCUAUGAUGCCAGAAUUAAAAUCUGCAAUGAGUGCGUAAAACAAAAAUGUGUUUUAAGGUACAGUGAUAUGUGACAGGACUGGACUAUUAUCGGUCUCUGAAUUGUGGCUCAAUCUGUGGCAAGAAAUAGCAAUUUUUAAUAACUUCUGUUUUAUUAGAAACAGUUUUUUUCCCCAUGUUAAAACUUUCCACUGUAGCUACAGAACUUUUUUGUGGUAUGGGUGAAAAGCAAAGAAGGCAGAGAUUUUUAAAAUUUUUUUUGUAUCAGAAGAAUCAAAUUUGGUAUCUGAUUUAGGUUUAGUCUUACCUAUGCCAGUUUUAAUUUAUUUUCAGUAACAGUUCAAAAGUUGGCAAUCAAUAACAGCUCAUGUCUACAAUAUAAACACUGUCUACACAGAUGGUGUAUGGUUAUUUUUUAAUAAGUUACCUGAAGAAAAACAAUCUGUGAAAUAUGUGACAUUCUUACAACUGUUUCUGGAUACAGACUCUUUGGGUUUCUUUCUGGAGGACAGAGGAUUCUGUUUUUUUCUAUCAGUGUUAAAGAAUUUAUGUUCAGUGAAGACUUCCUAAUAUUUCUGUAAGAUUUAAGAAGAAAAAAGCUUUGUGUAGCAACAUAAAAUCUGUUCAAUUUUGUUAUAGUGAAAUAGUAGUUUGUAUUUACUGUGCUGUAGUGAUAAAUAAAAUUCAAACAGAACUAUGAGGCUUCCAGAAGUGCAACUUUACUAGUGGUAGCCAGUACUAGCUUCCUGCAUUUCAUUCAUUUUUAGUCAUCUGUAAUUUCUCUUCUGUACAUUAUUAUCUGUUACAUUUUCACAAUUUUAGUUAUUUUUUUACCUUUUAAAAUGUAAAGUGAACUGUCAGCUCAGCCAAGUCUUCAUCUUGGGCUUUUUUUUUUUUUUUGAGGGAGAAGGGAUUAUUUGGGGCUUUUUGUUUCAGUUUAUUUUGUUGUUUUUUUUUUUUUUUUUUUUUUAGCAGGGAGCUCUACUGUAUCAGUGAAGGAAUGAAUAGAACAAGCUUUUAUUAUUCUGGUAAAUUUAAUUUGUAGCCUUGUCAAAUAAAAUACAUAAAUUUGUUCUGUG
Molecule: messenger RNA, 3743 nt
Organism: Gallus gallus (chicken)
Lineage: Eukaryota; Metazoa; Chordata; Aves; Galliformes; Phasianidae
Gene: EXTL2
Product: exostosin like glycosyltransferase 2
Exons: 5
Coding region: 126-1661 (511 amino acids)
Cellular component (GO): membrane
Molecular function (GO): glycosyltransferase activity
Source: RefSeq, a predicted model, not a curated record